Talpa occidentalis (Iberian mole) is the source of this 2224-nucleotide messenger RNA. RefSeq names its product tRNA phosphotransferase 1 (gene TRPT1). The transcript has 6 exons. The record is from RefSeq and is a predicted model, not a curated record. The coding region runs from base 19 to 837 and encodes 272 amino acids. Gene Ontology annotation, molecular function: tRNA 2'-phosphotransferase activity. Gene Ontology annotation, biological process: tRNA splicing, via endonucleolytic cleavage and ligation. NCBI's taxonomy places the organism in Eukaryota, Metazoa, Chordata, Mammalia, Eulipotyphla, Talpidae.
CGGGUGAGCGUGGGGCUGAUGGGUCCCGCCAUCCCCAGAGGGCACAGGGACCUCUCCCCGCCUCUCCCUCUUCGGGGUCACUCAGCGCUCAGGGAGGGCAGCCGGGCAGCAUCACCACCGCCACCAGGGGCCGCCUCUGGGCUCUUGCAGGACCAAGAUGUGCAUCUGUCCAAGGCUCUGUCCUAUGCCCUGCGGCACGGGGCCCUGAAGCUGGGGCUCCCCAUGGGGGCCGACGGCUUCGUGCCCCUGGGCGCCCUCCUGCAGCUGCCCCAGUUCCACCAAUUCUCAGCUGAAGAUGUGCAGCGCGUGGCGGACACCAAUGGGAAGCAGCGAUUCACCCUGCGGCAGGGGGACCCCGGCACCGGCCCCCUCAUCCGCGCCAAUCAGGGCCACUCUCUGCAGGUCCCUGAGUUGGAGCUGACGCCCCUGGAGACCCCACAGGCCUUGCCCCAGAAGCUCGUCCACGGCACAUUUCGGCAGCACUGGCCAUCCAUCCUGCGCAAGGGCCUGUCCUGCCAGGGACGGAUGCACAUCCACCUGGCCCCGGGACUGCCAGGGGAUCCCAGUGUCAUCAGUGGCAUGCGGCCAAACUGCGAGGUGGCCGUGUUCAUCAACGGGCCCCUGGCCCUGGCAGAUGGAAUCUCCUUCUUCCGCUCUGCCAAUGGGGUGAUCCUGACUCCUGGAAAUGCUGAUGGCUUCCUGCUUCCCAAGUACUUCAAGGAAGCCCUGCAGCUGCGCCCUACCCGAAAGCCCCUCUGCUUGGCUGGUGAUGAAGAGACAGAACGUCAGAGCGGCCCCCAGCACAGUUCCAGAGGAAGAAGGGUAGUCCAGCAAUAAAAUAUAUUUUUAAAAAAAGAAAAAGAAAUGUAAAAAGUUGAAAAAAAAGAAAUCCAGUUUGAUUUCUUGUCAUUCUCUAUCUACAGCUGAUCUUGUGCUUGGGACCGCAGUUAGGUCAGGCUGUUGGUGCUGGCCACUGGGGCGAGGGAGGUGGGGCUCUGUAUGAGUUCAGGACUCACGCCCUAGCCUGCAGGAUGGCAGUCUGGCCCAGCCAGGUUCCUGGUUGGCACAAAGCCAGUGACAGCGGACGAACAUGCCCAGCUUGGUGCGUGUUUGGAGAGGGUGUGGGUCUUCCAGGUGGGUGUGAGCUUGGGAGUGGGCCGUGGCAGCUGGUGAGCCGAACGAGGGCAGUGAGAGGGGCCUCAGAAGGCCUCAUGGCCACCCGUGAGCUGCAGGAAGAGGUCCUCAUCCAGUUCCUCCCCACGGGCCUUCUCUCGUGUGGACAGGAAGAUGUAGCCCCCGAUGUACUCGUGCACGAUGCGGCAGCUGGCAGACACACAGCUGAAGGCCACGUUGAUGUGCUCGUCGAACUCGAUGGCCACCUGCAGGGAGGGCAGUGGGAGGGCUGUGGGUAGGUGGAGGGAGAAGCCCUGCCCUGCCCCGGCGGGGUCUGCCCAGCCCCGCCACGACUCUGCACCCACCUGCCGGAUGUCCCAGUUGACGUUCCACUGGCGCAUGUUGCUGAAGCGCCAUGUCUUGACCACGUCACCCACGGCCACAUCUAUGCGGAUCAGUCGGUUAUUGGCGAUGCCCAGGAUCUCGUCCUUCCUGCUGCCCUUGAACCUGGUCCCCAGGGGGAGAGAGUGUGAGCGAGGACUUCACCCUGCGUGGUCUGGAUCCCACCCAGAUGGCGCGACCAAGCUCUCGGGCACAGGCUGUAUGAACACGCCCUCUGGGUUCUCUGGGUCUCCGGCCCCUCGCCUGGAAAACGGGUGUUGUGACCUCAUCAUUAUCCUGACACUGAGCAGCACAGGCAAAUAGUCCAUGGCUUUAAAUUACUUUUUUGGUGUCAUUGUUGUCUUGCUUAUGUCUUUGCGGGUUUUGAAAGAUUCAAAAGGAGGCACUUGCUGUCACAGCAAACAGAGUGUGCCCCUGCCCUUACCUGACCUCUGUCUCUUGUGUUUGUUGUGGGGGUGCAGGAUAAGGGGAGCACAGGGUGCCCUCAGUGAGGGCUAUACUCGAACAGGAAGAGGAUUUCAGGUGCCGCCCACCCAGCAGCAGGUGACGGCAGAGCCCUGCUGGGGCGAGCUCAUACCUGACUGUGACAUAGGAGAUGCCGAAGUCGGGCAGGGACUGCCAGGCCUGGAUGAAGCGCAGCUGGGCCUCGGACAGCGAGAGUUGGGCCACGUUCUGGUGGGCUUCCAGGAUCCGAGGGGUAAGCUGCAAG